Miscanthus lutarioriparius is the source of this 774-nucleotide messenger RNA. The record is from the annotation of a GenBank genome assembly. Lineage: Eukaryota; Viridiplantae; Streptophyta; Magnoliopsida; Poales; Poaceae.
AUGUGGUGCCAUUCGUGCAAGGAAGGGUACGACGAGGAGGACGCCGGGACCUGCAAGGAGUGCUACGACGAGGCCAGCGAGACGGAGGAGGAGCUCAAGCGCGAGAUCGACGAGCUCCGCUCCCGCCUCCUCUUCCUCCGCCUCCCGUCCCCCACCCUCGACGCCGCAUCCGCCCCCAACUGCGACCUCCUCCUCCACGCCAUCCCCUCCUGCCCCUCCUCCUCCUCCGGCGCGGGAGGCGACGGCGAUGCUGGGCGCGCCCCCGACACACCCGCCGUCCCCGCCCACCGCGUCAUCCUCGCCAGCAGAUCUCCUGUUUUCAGAGCAAUGCUCGAAAAUGAGAUGGAAGAAAGUAGGAGUGGCGUCAUCAAAAUCUAUGAUGUGUCUUAUGACAUCCUUCGUGCUUUUGUCCAUUACAUGUACACUGCAGAAGCUCUUCUAGAUGAGCAGAUGGCAUCUGACCUCUUGGUGUUGGCUGAGAAGUAUGAAGUAAAGCACCUGAAGGCGUACUGUGAGAAGUUCAUAACAUCCAAAGUGAAUAACGAGAAUGCUAUUACCCACUAUGCCUUCGCGCACCGUCACAGUGCAAAGCAGCUGCUGGAGGCCUCGCUUUCUGUGCUCAUGGACAGCAUGUCUACGCUAGCGGAUCGCGAGGAAUACAAGGAGCUUGUCGAGAAGGACCCAAGGCUUGUUGUGGAGAUCUAUGAAGCAUAUCUCAACCGGCAAGUCAACACUGCAGCUGGGAAGGAUACAGAUUGUAGCAGCAGGAAGUGA